AUGGACGGAGAUCCUUACUUUGGCAAAUUGCCGGCGGAGCUACUGGGCAAGAUAGCCAUCGCGCUGCCGCUUGACGAGGCGGCGAGGACCAGCGUCCUCUCCCGCCGAUGGCGGAGUCAGUGGAGAUUGCUGGCGUUGCCGAACAGCCACUUCGCCGGCAACGGCAUCACCAAGUUCAUGCCCGACGGUUAUCCAAUCUCGUGCUUCGACACCGUGGGUGAAUUCCUGAGCUGGGUCGACCAGGUUAUCCGUCGGCGAGAGCUCUUCCCUCUCCGCCCGGCCCGCACCCGGUUGCGAAACCGCCGUACCGAGUUCUCCAUCGACUCUCUAGGGCUGAAUUUUGAACCGGAGGAUCCCCAUUGCGGAUGGAUCGAAUUCAAUAAGGACAGAUCCAAAACCACGGCGCCAUUGGUGGAUGGCGCCUGCAUCUACUGCCGCUCCAAAGUCGUAUCCUUUCUAAGCCGCCCGCCGCACGGAGGACUCUCCCUGAGCAGUCUUUUUGGAGUUGAUCUAGCUGAUUAA
Messenger RNA from Linum tenue, 522 nucleotides. NCBI's taxonomy places the organism in Eukaryota, Viridiplantae, Streptophyta, Magnoliopsida, Malpighiales, Linaceae. The record is from the annotation of a GenBank genome assembly.